UUGAGUCACCUAAGAAACAGAGAAGUUAAUUUUUUUUUUUUUUCAGCAGCCUAUCAGGUAUUAUUUUUCUUAUCUAAACAUAACACUUAUCUCAAAUCCAAACCAUGGAGUGACCAUUGUGACGAUCAGUGAAAUCUAAAUCAUCCACUAACGGUACUCAAAAAUUGCACAUGGCCGCUCUUAAGGCCGUGAUCAUCGCUCUCUCAUUGCUAGUGGUGGCGAUUAUUUAUUCGGAUAUAGUUGAGGAUGAAAAUGAAGAAGAAACUUACCUCCAGGAAUCGGCGACGAGCCCGUCGACUGGUACUGGAUUGGAAAAUUUAAUGUUGGGUCAGCUGUUAACUGGAGAUUCGGGUUCGUUUGAAUCACCCAACUUCCCCACAACUGACCAUAAACUGGAUUACGUAUGGCUCAUUCAAGUUGAUAAAACAAAAAACAUCCGGCUUGUUUUGGUUGAAUUCGACACUGAAAUGGGUUCCGACUAUUUUCUUGUUCACGACGGACCUAGUACCGAACACCCAGUUAUUUUAGUGCACAGUGGAAAUUCCAUACCACCCCCCAUCAGAUCCACUGGUCAUGAAUUGCUUAUCCGUUUCGUCACAAACAGCAAAGUCACCAGUCGAGGGUUCCAGGCUAAUUAUUUCUCUGUUCCGCUUUGUUUCAAUUCCGUUUAUUCUUCGUCGGGCCUCAUCACGUCUUCCAACUACCCGUCUAACUAUGAUUGUAAUAUGCGCUGUGAUUGGCUCAUCAGUGUAGGACAGUCGGAGAAAAUUUUAAUGGAAUUUUUAGACGUUAAUACCGAGGAAGAUUAUGACGUUAUACAGAUUUACGAUGGUGAUAGCGAUCUUGCUCCAUUUCUAAACCGAAUUAGUGGAGAUCACAGAGAUGAAGUUAUUUUAACAACAUCUACAUCUAAUGUCGCCUUGAUUCGCUUUAUCACUGAUAAAAGUGUUUCUAAAACGGGUUUUGCGAUGAAAUUUACAGCUGGAAAUCCUGCGGAUUUGGUCCAGUAUUUCAUGAAGGAAUAUUCAAAUUCAGAUUUGACCAAAAAUUUAUACGAUGUCACUGAAAACAUUGUGCAAAUGUUAGCGAAUGUCACUUCUACAGAAUAACUUUAUUCAUAGUAAUAACCUAAUUCGUCAAUGUUCGUCAUCGCUUCCCUUGAAUUUAAUGAAAUCCAUAUCGUUACACUGAUGACCCACGCUAAUGUAAAUAAAAAAAUCUCCA
Daphnia pulicaria is the source of this 1224-nucleotide messenger RNA. RefSeq names its product deleted in malignant brain tumors 1 protein-like. The record is from RefSeq and is a predicted model, not a curated record. NCBI's taxonomy places the organism in Eukaryota, Metazoa, Arthropoda, Branchiopoda, Diplostraca, Daphniidae. The transcript is spliced from 6 exons. Bases 171 to 1109 code for a protein of 312 amino acids.